Dunckerocampus dactyliophorus (ringed pipefish) is the source of this 2550-nucleotide messenger RNA. RefSeq names its product caseinolytic mitochondrial matrix peptidase chaperone subunit Xb (gene clpxb). The record is from RefSeq and is a predicted model, not a curated record. NCBI's taxonomy places the organism in Eukaryota, Metazoa, Chordata, Actinopteri, Syngnathiformes, Syngnathidae. Gene Ontology annotation, cellular component: mitochondrial matrix. Gene Ontology annotation, molecular function: ATP hydrolysis activity; ATP-dependent protein folding chaperone; ATP binding. The transcript is spliced from 15 exons. The coding region runs from base 347 to 2221 and encodes 624 amino acids. Gene Ontology annotation, biological process: proteolysis; protein folding; protein catabolic process.
UAGCCUUCAUGUUACUCCAGAUCGUCCACAGACAAAUCACUCCUACGUGCAGCUGCGAGCGGAGAAGGCGAGCUAGUUAGCGUGCUAGCCGGGAAGCCGACCUACUUCGUAACCGCAGGAGUUACAUCACAGUGGGUCGUGGCCCACCUGGGAAGUACUGGCUCCAAGUAGCCAAAGCUUUAAAUUUCAUGCGAUCGCCAUUUCGUUAUUAGUAUGUCAAGUUGACCCGUCACACUUGAAGAGAUAACUAUUGACAAUUAAACCACUUUGUUUGACAAGGGACCUGUCAACAAGGCAAAGGCAGCUGGUUUCGUCAUUCCCCCAGUUUUGACACACACGAAGAGUUAUGUCCUGUCCGUGUGCUUCGGCUGCGAGGUUGUUCCUAAAUAAAGCUCACAGAGGAUUGUCCUGCUCCAUGCUCCAGUUUUAUUCUGUGAGUCGUCAUGGUUGCAGGGACGCUCAUCUGCCUCCCCGUGUGCGGGUGAGGUCCUUUUCCGAGACCGCUGUCUGCUUUGCCUCCAAAGAUAGCACAACCAAGGACAACGGAAGUGAUGGUGGAAAGAAAAGCAUCAGUGAGGCCAAGAGAACCUCGGGCUCCGGAGGAUCAGGCAAAGGGGGCAGCCAGCUCCGAUGCCCCAAGUGUGGAGACCCCUGCACACAUGUAGAGACCUUUGUUUCAUCCACACGAUUUGUCAAAUGUGAGAAAUGCCACCACUUUUUUGUGGUUCUGACUGAAACGGACUCUAAGAAAGGGCUAAACAAAGAGACCGAGUCUGCUGCAGAGGCUGUGAAACUGGCAUUUGCACAGAAACCACCCCCGCCCCCCAAGAAGAUAUACGCUUAUCUGGACAAGUAUGUUGUGGGCCAGUCCUAUGCUAAGAAGGUGUUGGCGGUGGCCGUGUACAAUCACUACAAGCGCAUCUAUAACAACAUCCCUACCGGCAGUCGCCAGCAGGUGGAGGUGGAGAAACAGCCUUCACUUACACCUAGGGAGCUAGAGAUGAGAAGACGAGAGGAUGAAUACAGAUUCACAAAGCUGCUGCAGAUCGCAGGGAUCAGCCCACAUGGCAACGCUCUGGGAGCAUCGAUGCAGCAGCAGACCAGUCAGCAGGCGCCACAGGAGAGGAGGGGCGGGGAGGUCUUAGACUCCACACAUGUUGAUAUUAAACUGGAGAAGAGCAACAUCAUACUUCUCGGUCCAACUGGUUCAGGGAAGACGUUGUUAGCGCAGACGCUAGCCCGCUGUCUGGAUGUUCCCUUUGCAAUAUGUGACUGCACCACACUAACUCAAGCCGGAUAUGUGGGAGAAGACAUUGAGUCGGUUAUUGCUAAACUGCUGCAAGAUGCCAACUACUCUGUGGAGAAAGCACAGCAAGGUAUUGUGUUUCUGGAUGAGGUGGACAAGAUUGGCAGUGUGCCUGGCAUCCAUCAGCUGAGGGAUGUGGGAGGAGAAGGAGUCCAGCAGGGUUUGCUUAAACUCUUGGAGGGCACAAUCGUCAACGUUCCUGAGAAAAACUCCAGGAAGCUGAGAGGAGAGACGGUACAGGUGGACACAACAAACAUCCUGUUUGUGGCCUCCGGUGCCUUCAAUGGACUAGACAGAAUCAUUAGCAGAAGAAAAAAUGAGAAGUAUUUAGGCUUCGGAACUCCAUCCAACUUGGGAAAAGGACGCCGCGCUGCAGCUGCGGCAGACUUAGCCAACACCAGCGGCGAGACUGACACGGUGGCCGAGAUCGAGGAGAAGGACAGGUUGCUCAAGCACGUAGAGGCGAGAGACCUGAUUGAAUUUGGAAUGAUCCCAGAGUUUGUGGGCCGUCUUCCUGUGGUGGUUCCUCUCCACAGCCUGGAUGAAGAGACACUAGUCCGGAUCUUGACAGAACCACGCAAUGCUGUGGUGCCACAGUACCAAGCUUUGUUUAGCAUGGACAAAUGUGAGCUCAAUGUGACUCAAGAUGCCUUGAAGGCAAUAGCUCGCAUGGCUCUGGAGAGAAAGACUGGGGCUCGUGGACUCAGGUCCAUCAUGGAAAAGCUUCUCCUGGAGCCAAUGUUUGAGGUGCCACACUCUGACAUCAUGGUUGUCGAGUUGAACAACGAUGUGGUCCACGGGAAGUCGCAGCCUAGAUACAUCAGGGCUCCGGCAAAAGAGCAGACAGAAGAGGACUACGACUCAGGCAUCGAAGAGGAGAAUUGGCCUCGACAGGCGGACGCUGCCAACAACUGAACCACGUCUUCCAUUUCACACAGACCGUUUGCCCUAAUUGGUUAAAUGACUACCAACCUUCGGAUACCUACAGUGGAUGUUCUGAGACGAGCCCCAUAAACAACAUUAUGGAUGUUUUAUUAGUCAUAAUGAAGGUGGUCGUAAUUGAGGACAUCCAAGUGUAACAAUCUUGGGUCCUGUCUGUCUCUCUGUCUGUGUGCGUGCGUGUGUGCGUGAGAUUGUAAUGUCCUAGCAGCACACUCGCGGGUUGGACCUUUAUAAGAAUAUUUCAAUCUCUGGUGAUUGUUAACAUUUUAUCUAUAUAAAGAUAAUGCAUUUUUUAUUCAUGA